AUGUCUAAUUUUAUCCGCAAAACUGUUCUACUUGGAAGUUGUCAAGUAAGAACUUCUCCAGGAACUAGUAAUCUAGGGUUUGUUCGAAACCCAGAUUUUCUCCCUCUAAGAUGGUUCUCAAGUAGCUCAAAUCAACCCUCUUUUACAGUCUCAUACCUUAUAAACGAACUUGGGUUCCCUCCAAAAGCCGUUUUAUCAGCUUCUAAGUCUGUUAAUAUCGAGAGUCCUGAUAAACCAGAAAAAGUCAUAAAGUUGUUUAAGAAGUAUGGUUUCUCUCAGACCCAAAUCUCUAGCAUUUUCAGAAGAAGGAGUCAUCUACUUUUAGCGGAUACAGAAAAGAGUAUUUUGCCCAAGUUGGAGUUCUUUGAUGCCAAAGGCGUCUCAUGGCCUCAAUUUGCCAAAAGUCUAUCUCUAUUCCCUACUGUUUUGAGUAGGAGCUUAGAUAAACAUAUAGUGCCCUCUUUCGAGUUCCUUAGGAAUUUUCUUCAGUCUGAUGAGAUGGCCAUUGCAACUGUCGAAAAGUAUCCGAAUAUACUCAUCGUAAAUGCUCAGAAAUGUUUAGGCCGUAACAUUGACAUUCUGCGGGAACAUGGAGUUCCUAACUCCAACAUAGCUAAACUGAUCCCAAAAGUUCAGAUCGCUUUCGAGAGGUUGCUGAGGAAGUGA
Messenger RNA from Morus notabilis, 666 nucleotides. RefSeq lists its product as uncharacterized. The transcript has a single exon. Gene Ontology annotation, molecular function: double-stranded DNA binding. The record is from RefSeq and is a predicted model, not a curated record. Gene Ontology annotation, cellular component: chloroplast. Gene Ontology annotation, biological process: chloroplast organization; regulation of DNA-templated transcription. Lineage: Eukaryota; Viridiplantae; Streptophyta; Magnoliopsida; Rosales; Moraceae. The coding region runs from base 1 to 666 and encodes 221 amino acids.